AAUAUAGAAUGCAGCUGUCAGUCGCAGUCGAUCUGUUGUCAACCGAUUGUCAAAAGGUGACAGUCGCAGUCAUGGCCGAGUUGAUUGCGGUGCCGUUGAAGAAGUCCGCGGACGUAGAACUGGUAAAACCACUGCGGAAUCUGCUGCAGAACACCUAUGAGGGCGCGGAGGACUGCACGGACUCGCUGACGGAGCUGGCGCGGCUGCGCUCCGACGCGAUAUGGAAGGUGUACGACAGGGCCUCGCUCGACGUUCUCUACAGCUACUACGACCAGCUGGCGUCGCUGGAGGAGAAGGUGCCACCGCAGGAGGUGCAGAUCCCCUUCAAGUGGAAGGAUGCCUUUGACCGGGGAUCACUCUUCGGAGGAAGGAUUAGUCUUACUGUGAGCUCGCUGGCGUAUGAGCAUGUGUGCAUCCUGUUCAACAUCGGAGCCCUGCAGAGUGUGCUGGCCUCGCAGCAGCCGCUCGACACGGAGGACUCGCUCAAGCUGGCCACCAAGCUGCUGCAGCAAGCGGCGGGCGUGUUCGCGCACCUGAAGGGCACGGUGAUGGGCGCGGUGCACCAGGAGCCCACGCCCGACCUGCAGCCCGACACGCUGCAGGCCCUCGCCGCGCUCAUGCUCGCCCAGGCGCAGGAGGUCAUCGCUUACAAGUGCAUCCGAGAUGAGAUGAAAGAGGGCAUGGUGGCGCGAGUGUGUGCGCAGUGCGAGGAGCUCUACACAGACGCGCUGCGCAUGAUCAACCGGGAGCCGCAGCGGGCGCUGUUCGACCGCGAGUGGUCCGCCAUUAUAACAGCAAAACAGAUGGCGUUCCGCGGCCUGACCCAACUCUUCCAGGGCAUGGUCUGCCGCGCCAACAAAGCGGUCGGCGAGGAGAUAUCCCGUCUCCAGGUGGCCGUGGAACAGCUGAAAGGAGCCCUGGGCAGGCUGCCGCAGGCGCCCCUUUUGUCGGAGCAGCUUACUAAAGCCAUGAGGUUCCUCGCGGAAGCCACGAAAGACAACGACUUCAUCUACCACGAGCGCAUCCCGGAGGCGCGUGCGCUGGAGCCGGUGGCGCGCGCCGCCGUGGCCAAGGCGCUGCCUCCCCCCGCGCGCUGGGGCGCCCCUCCCCCCGCGCGCCGCGACCUGUUCGCCGCGCUGCUGCCCGCCGCCGCGCACCGCGCGCUGCAGGCCGCCGCCGCCAGGAGGGCCGAGGCCGUCAAUGCCGAGGUGAACAAGCUCCGCGAGGCCACCCAGCUCCUCAACAGCAUCCUGGCCUCGCUGAACCUGCCGGCCUGCGUGGAGGAGCAGGACUCGGGGGAGCUCCCGGAGUCCAUCCGGAGCAAGGCGGCCGCCGUGCGCGCCGCCGGCGGCCCGGGGGCUUUACGAGCCCUAAUGGAGGAGUUGCCGCAAUUAUUGCAGCGGAAUAGGGACAUUUUGGACGAGGCGGAACGCAUGCUACGCGAGGAAGAGGAAGCGGACGCGGCGCUCCGCAGCCAGUUCGGCGCGCGCUGGGGCCGCACGCCCUCCCCGCAGCUCACCGAGGCCUUCCGCGCCAACGCCGCCAAGUACCGCCAGAUCAUUGACAACGCUGUCCGCGCUGACGCCAUCGUGCAGCAGAAGUUCGCGCAACACAAGGAGGACAUCGAGCUCCUGGGUCGCAGCGACGGCGAGAUCACGGCCGGCGUGCCGGAGGCGGCGGGCGGCGGCGGCGGCGGCGCCGGCGCGGGCUCGGCGGCCGCGGAGCUGCGCGCGCUGCUGGCGAGGGUGGAGACGCUCAAGAAGGAGCGGGACAGCCUCGAGAACGAUCUCAAGGACGUCACUCUUGAUCUGAAGGAGCAGUUCCUGUCGGCGUUAGCCGCAGACGGCGCGCUGGACGAGCCGGCGCUGACGGCGGGCGCGCUGGGCGCCGCGCUGGCGCCGCUGCAGCGCCGCGCCGCCGCCCUGCAGCAGCAGCAGGACUCGUUAGUGGCGGAGAUCCAGCAGGCGCACGCGCGCUUCGCGGCGGCGGGCGGCGGCGGCGGGUCGCGCGGCGCGGCGCUGGGCCGCCUGUGCGCCGCGCACGACGCCUACGCCGACCUCACCAACAACCUCAAGGAGGGCGUCAAGUUCUACAACGACCUCACACAGCUGCUGGUGACGUUCCAGAACAAGAUCUCCGACUUCUGCUUCGCGCGCCGCACCGAGAAGGAGGAGCUACUCAAGGACCUCACGCAGGACGCCUCGAGGGUCUCCCGCCCCGCCCCAGACCCCCCGCAGACGCCCGCUCAAGAGCCAGCCGCGGUAGCGCGGAAGGACCCGCCGCCGCGGCCGCCGCCGCCCAGCGCGGCGCCCGCAGCCCCGGCCGCCCCCGCAGCCCCCGCGGCGGCCGCUCUGCCGUACCCCAUGCAACCACAAGGCAUGCCGUUACCGUACGGCGCGGCCCCGUACUACUACGCGGCGCCCAUGCCGACCGGCUACAACCCGUACGCCACGCUGCCCUACCCGCACCACGCGCCGCGCCUGCCCACGCAGCCCUACCAGCCCUACCAGCACCCCCCCGCCCCGCAGGGGUACCCGCAACCCCCUCCUCACGGCUACAACCCCUAUGGCACACAGUAGAACCGACUACACCACCUAGAAUGAAGCUGCAACACUGCGACGGACGGAGCCCGAAUAGUUGACGUAUAUGCUUUCAAACUUUUUCCAGGCACGGUACGAUUUAUUGACACAUAUGUACGCGCUAAUAGAAUUUCAACUUUAGCAUUGAGAUUUAAGGUUCAAAUUAGAUUGCACUUUCAUGAAAUGUGACUUGUCUUCAAAUGAAUCAUCAAAGCUAGAUUAAUUGGAAAAUAUUUCGAUAUUUUUGGGAAAACCUUAUAGAUUGGUGCGGCAUGGAAAAGGGAUUGAACAUGUAUGAAUAGGUGCACUCCUACACGAAACUUUAGACUAUAUUAAAGUUCGGGUUAAAACGCUCCAGAUCUAGGUCUUAAUAAUAAGUACCGUAUAUUUAUAGUAUCCCUAGUUGUAAGGAUUCGGUGCAAGGUUGUUACUAAUGUUGGAUUUAUAACUGUUGAUACGCUUGUUUUAGGCAGGUUCACACCGAAAUUAUACUAACACCAAAAAAAUACAUUUUAAAUUUUUUAUUGAUUUAAAUAUUUUAGUUAAUAGUUUAGUUUUCGAUACGAGUUGAACUCGUGUUGUUAUGUUAUGUAACACUAAAAAAAUGGCCUUAUUUUAUCAAAUAGGUAAGCCUAUCCAUUUGUAGAUGAACACACGAAUACUAACUUUGUUACUUAUGGGCCUUAUGGCACAGAGUUCAUUUCUAAUUUAUAAAUGCUUACUGGCAAGUCAACCACAUUUAAAUGUACAACAAUAAAAUACAAGAUUCGUUUCGUGGUAAAUAAGAAUUAAUACGUUUUAUUUUGUUCUCCUUGCACUAACCAAAUGAGUUGUCAUAUUGCAUAAUUGUCACAAUUGUCAAUAAUAUGUAUUAAUUGUAUUUUUAUAAUGUCGGCUGUUGAUAUGUUGUUUUUAUUAUAUUGAAUAAGUCUGUGAUCACCGACUGAUGCUCCACAAACGCAUUUACGACAAAAAUAAGUAUACACUAUUACAUCAAUUAUUAGUUUAGUCAUUUUCAUCUUUUAGUGAAAGCAUUUUGUGUAAUGUCUUAUUCUUUAAGAAUAGAUGAAUCUGAAUCUAUUACAACCUGAAUAAUGUACUCAUCCUUGACGUGGACUUUACACAUUAAAUAAACACAUACAGAUAUCGUGAAUUUAAAGCGGCGAUUGGAUUCUUAUACGCUUUUUAACUUAAAACAGAAUAUGAAUCUCCUUGUCAUAGGUUUUGUGUCACGAUUUCUGGUUAAAUUGAACUCCAGUGUGUACAUUUACUUUAUGUUUGUCAGGCCACUUCGGUAGGUGCUUUUAGUGCGAGAAGGAUUCUAUUAGGGUAAUAUAUAAACAAAUUUAUUAAUACUGCAUGUGAAAUCACAUAAUUUAUAAUGAUUUUCAAUGAAGUUAAGUACUUGUAAACUUGUAGUAAAUAAAUAUUUUUUAUUGAA
Messenger RNA from Cydia fagiglandana, 4020 nucleotides. RefSeq names its product programmed cell death 6-interacting protein (gene ALiX). The coding region runs from base 9 to 2579 and encodes 856 amino acids. The record is from RefSeq and is a predicted model, not a curated record. Gene Ontology annotation, cellular component: endosome. Gene Ontology annotation, molecular function: protein binding. Lineage: Eukaryota; Metazoa; Arthropoda; Insecta; Lepidoptera; Tortricidae. The transcript has 15 exons. Gene Ontology annotation, biological process: mitotic cytokinesis; multivesicular body sorting pathway.